AAACACAUGAUAUUCUGAUAUUCAUCAUUGGGAUAACUUAAUAUCGGUUUAGAGAGAUCGGAGAUUUGGAUAUUUUAAACAAUAGAGAACUUAAAGCUAUAUUUUUCUUCACUGUCCUUCCUCUUUUAGCUUCCUUCAGUCUCGCCCCUUCUCUGCAGGCUAACCUCCCAUAGCCUAGACAAUCUCUGUCAGGUUUCGGUUCAGGAGUGGGGUUUCUUCCCCCAUGCCUAGGUCGGUCUGGGUGGGACUGGCACCAUUGUAACCAUGGGAACGUACUCCUGAUGGAGAUCCACUCCCCCCUAUGCAGGCGGGUUUUAUUAUUUAUUCUAUUAUUAUUAUUAUUAUUAUUAUUCAAGUACGAAGUGGACUCAAUUGCGUACAUCAGCCAAUGCAAUGGGUCGCUCGGCUAAACAGGAGGCUUCUUAUUUAAGGAAUCUUUAAUUGUAGUGGGGUGCAUUCCCCCAUCGCCUAGAUUGGUUUGGGUGGGACAGGCACCAUUGGUUUUUCCUUUUCACUAUCUAUGCGCCUUGGUGGGAAGCAGGCCACUGCCCUACCAGGUAAUCGCUUAAAAAGCCAUUCUUUAUUAAACAUAGGACUCAACAUGUAUAUUACAGCUGGAUCAUUCAUGCUUGAAUUGUAAACGCAUGGAGCAACGAGAAUGUGAGUGUCCUUGUGAAUGUCCUCUCACACUUGGAUAUGAUCUCUGCCAACAAAAUGAAGACAGGCAUGAGGAAGUAGAGGAGGAAGAAGUAGCAUGUCAUGCCCCAGAUGAAACAUCUGGAUUUUUGCCUACAUUCAAGGCUCAUCCACCAAGGUCUCGACUACCUUCCUCCUUGUCAUGUAUGGCUCCAAGGUGCUUACAAAGGACUUCAGAGAGUGGGUGUGCAGGGGUGGUAGGAUGUGAAUGGUGCUACAUGGAACGAGAUGGUGUGACACCACUUGAUAAACCCUUCUGUUCUUCGCUGAGUAUUUGCUUUCAAGGUGCUCUCCACUCUAUCUACAACCCCUAUCAGACUCAUGACAUCGAGGCAUCUUUGUAUGGAGACGAAGCAGAAGACUUGGGUGGAGCACCUAUUGGCCCAGUUGCAGGGGGGAUAAUGGCCUGCUUCUUGGUGCUGGCUCUUGGCAUCUAUUGCUAUCGACAUUAUUCCCACAUGUUUGGAAGUCAUGGAGAGGGGACAUCGUGGGAUUCAUCUCAGGCCCGGCUUGGCCCUCCCACUUAUGUAGAAGACCAAGAUGAAUCUGACUGCCCAGAUUCAGAUGAACAAGAACCGCCACAUCCUUCAUCAAGUGGAGGAGAAUUAGUGGCCAUGAUGAUCCAGUCACCGUAUCGAACGAGCCCAGAAUAUCGAAGACCGAGGAAUCGGGAAGGUGGUGGAGAUUCAGACCACGGUUAUUCUACUAUGACACCACAUGAGGAAUACUGUGAUUCCUAUGACCCUGUCUUCCCCCAGGCUCCUCCUCCAGCUGCAAUUAAAGACUUGUCAUCCAUCCCAGAAGGGAAGCAGACUCUGCUCGUCCCUGUACAGGUUCAUCGUGCUGACUUGGACCUUGUUUCAUUAUCUCCUGCCACAUCAUGACCUCAUGCACAUGACAAUGCUCAAGGAUUUGUUUCUAGUCAAGUUCCUUUUGUACUUAUUGAUUUUUUGUACUUUGUAUUUACAAUGAAACAGACAUUAGUGCAUCAACAUA
Darwinula stevensoni is the source of this 1692-nucleotide messenger RNA. Lineage: Eukaryota; Metazoa; Arthropoda; Ostracoda; Podocopida; Darwinulidae. The record is from the annotation of a GenBank genome assembly.